ACUGGCGAGAUUUCUAGCAUUGGCCUUCAAGAAACCUGUGGAAAAGCAUCUCCCAACAAAUCGUACACACAGCCACUCUACUCCGUCCAACUAAAUUCCACAACCUCAGUCUGAGUUUGAGAGGAAACCCUAACGCUGCCGGCUAGAGAGUACUAGUCGUCCCUAACGUUUUUUUUUUUCCCACAUUGCACCUGGAUCACAAUUAAUUGCCGGAAUAGCAGCGAACUUCGCUGACACGCAGUCCCAAACCGAGCACAUCAAGAAAACAAUGUCGACGGACGACGAUGAUUCGCCGACCAUGGAGGUGCAGCUGGAGUCGUUGGGCGUUCUGUGCCGACGGCUGCAGGACGCCGCGCGGCAGGCGCAUUCGCACGCCAAGGUGCUCUUAAAGCACGCCGACACCAUGGUUCUACGCGUCGAAAUCGCCAAACGCGGCGUUGACCUCGUCGAUCACGACUUUGACCAGGCGCUAGGAAGCGACGUGACAGAGGCUCAAGAGCUAGUAGAAUCUGCCAUCUCAUCGCUCGCCACGUGUCAGACUCUCCUUGGCUCGUCGUCCAUCGUAGGAGGCGGUGUGGCUUGUGGCGAUGCUUUUGGUCACGGCAGAGAUGCAGCCCCCACCGCCGCCGCCGCCGCUGCUGUAGCGGCAGCAGGUACAGCUACAGCCACACCGGGACAACCAUCCCCAUUGACACCAGCACUAGCAGCAGCAGCAGGAGCCGCAGCAGCAGCAGCAGCCGCUGCAGGAGCACAGCAGCAUGGGCAAGCCACAAACCAUGGGCAGCACGAUCGGCCACUUGACUGGAACCUCCACAACCACUUCACACAAAACCACAUGAACCUGGCUGCAGCCACUGGGAGCGCCGCUGGCCACAUGAGCCUGCCACAUGCCACGGGAAACGUCUCCCAGAUGAAUUUAACAGCCGCCACUGGAAGCGCCCGCGCUCCCAUGCCGAUGGGAGCCCAUGUGCUGCCAGACCCGUCGCAUACGGCAGCAUACGCACACUGGUUCCAGGGUUUACCUGGGGGGAUUACUCUGCCUGGCGCACCAAGUGGGGCGGCUGCUGCAGGAGGGGCCAUUGGGAGCGUAAGUGGGGGUGUGGCUGCUGCUUUUGGUGCUGCUGGUGGUGCUGCUGCCGAUGCUGGGGCUGGUGGAUCCGGAGGGGCGGUGGAGGGAGAGGAUGAAUUGGCGGCACAGGUAAGACUGGAGGCAGCAAUAGGAGAUGGGCUCAUAAGACAAGCUCUGGCUUUCCUGGGGGAUGGGGGAGAAGGGCGGGUGGGGGGGGAAGGGGGAAUGAAGCUAGCAGGAGGAGUGGGAGGGGCGGAGGGAAUGGGCGGAGUGAGGGGGGAAGGACUGGCAACGAACCAGGGGGAUUUCAGCGGCAGCGGUGGCAGCGGCAGCGGGUUCAGCUUUGCGGCAGCAGCAGCAGCAGCAGCAACAGACAGCCUGCACACACCAGACCACCCUCACCCUAGAACCAACCGUCCUGGGGCAGCCACUGGAACUGCCAGCGGUGGUGUGGGGGGUGAUGGUGAUGGUGCUGAUGGUGCUGCUGCUGGUGGGUUUCUGCGAACUGGUGUGACGGGACAUGGAAGUGAGACUGAACGGAAAAGAGCAGCAGAGGAGGAGUCAGACGGCCAGAUACUUGUUCCCCAUAAGCGGCAGCGAGCCCCAGCCAAACCAGCCAUCUCCGAAAUUCCACCGGACGGGUGGGAGUGGCGAAAAUAUGGGCAGAAAGCCACCCUCGGGCAGCUCUACCCGAGAAACUAUUUCCGGUGUGCGCACAAGAGCCCGGGGGUGGCCUGCACGGCUAAGAAAUGGGCUGAGCGGUGCAAUGAGAAUCCGUCUAACUGGAGGAUUAAGUAUAUGUCGGAGCAUAACCACGCCAAGCCACCGCCCCGGCCCGUCACCAUCACCAUCGUGCAUGAUGCUAUGGGGGGGGUGGAUGCAGGUGGUUCCAUGGCGGGUGUCGGGUCGCCGCCGCCGGCACUCAGUGGAACGUCCCCUGCUGCUGCUGCCGUUACAGCUGCUGCUACAGCUAUUGAUGCCGUGGCUGCGCCCUCCCCACUACAGCUGCUGCCUGCCCCUCGGUCUGGAAGUGCAGAGGAUCAUGCACAUGGCAACAACGGCGGCAGUGGUGGUAGUGCUGGUGGUGGUGCUGCUGCUGAUGGUGCUGGUGGUGGUGGUCAUGCGGGUGGUGCUGUUGGUGCUGGUGGUGGUGGUAGUAGCACGGAUGGUGCUGCGGGUGCUGGUGGUAGUGGUGGUGCUGGUGUUGGUGGUAGUGGUAGUGCGGGUGGUGCUGGUGGGGCUGGUGGUGCUGGUGGUGCUGGUGCUAGUGGUAGUGGUAGUGGUGGUACUGCUGCUGCGUCUGGAGGUGGGAGCGGUGGGGAAGGAGCCGAAGGUGGAGGAGGAGGAGGAGGGGGAGCAGCGGUAAGCCCAUUGAGGCAAAGAGCAGAAGAAGCAUUAGCAGCAGCAACAGCAGUGGCAGCAGAGCUUGCGGCAGAACUAGCAGCAGCAGGAGGAGGAGGAGGCGGAGGAACAGCAGCAGCAGGAGCGACACUAGCAGCUCUGGGAACUCAAGCCUUUUUUGGCUCGGCCGAGCCUCGGCCACGGUCAGGCUCGGGAGGGGGUGGGAGUGAGAGGGAGAACGCAGGGGAUUCAGGGUUGGCUGAGGAAAGCAGCACUGGUGGCAGCCCUCCGGUUGUGAAGGAGAUGGGAGAAGGGAAAGGGAUGGGUGAUGGGCAGAAUGUGUGUGAGGAUGGAGAGGAGGUGAAGCAUGGGGUUUGGGGAACGGAGAAGGGGAACGAGAGGAGUGAGAGCCCACCGAAGACUCCCAGCAGCAGAACAGCCGGCGAGGUGAGGGGCGUGCAGGGGGCAGUGCGGAGGUAUGCAACAGCCGCUAGAGACUUGGCUCACCAGCAGCAGCAGACACAUGCUGCUGCGCGGACGGCUGCAGACGCUUCAGAAGCAGCUGCGCCACCCGCCGGGACCGUAACACCUGUAACAGCUGCACCCAUAACAGUAACGCUAGGAGGAGGAGCAGGAGGCAGGAGGAGCAGGAGGAGCAGGAGGAGCAGGAGAAGCAGGAGGAGCAGGAGGAGCAGGGGGGGCAGGGGGAGCAGCAGGAGCAGCAGCAGGCACAGCAAGAGACGAAGCAGCAGACAGUGCCCUACUAAUAGACUGCCCUCAGAGAGGCACGUUCCUGCCGAGCCUGGGCUCUUGGAUCGACGUGGGCGCCAUACCUAUGUGGAUCACGCCCGGACCUAAUGGGUCCCCGAGCCCUCUGAUUCUCCAAGGUGGGACGAGCCAGUGGCAAAUGGUGGGGCAGGAGAUCGAGGUCCCUUCUCCUGGCAUGCUGGGAAUGAUGGAGGAUAUGGGCGGGGAGGAGGGGGCUGGUGGGGCAAGAGAUCGAGGUGCCUACUCCUGGCAUGCUAGGGAUGAUGGAGGAAGCUCAGACGCAGAGGAGGAAAACUGAGGUACCUUCUCACGGUAUGCUGGCUGCGUUGAAUGCAGAGCGGGGGAUGACGAUGAAGGUAUCGAGGUGCUGCCUCGAGGCCGAGGGUGCAAACCGACUUGGUUGCCUGGAGAUGAAACUCUUGAUUGAGUGAGGGUUUGAGGUGCUGCCUCGAGGCUGAGGGUUUCAGCCAGCAAUGGUUUGAGGUGCUGCGAACAGGCUGAGGGUUUUAGCCGACGAUGGUUUGAGGUGCUGCCUCGAGGCUUAGGGUUUUAGCCGACGAUGGUUUGAGGUGCUGCCUUGAGGCUGAGGGUUUCAGCCAACAAUAGUUUGAGGUGCUGCCUCGAGGUUUAGGUUUUUAGCCGACAAUGGUUUGAGGUGCUGCCUCGAGGCUCAGGGUUUUAGCCGACAGUGGUUUGAGGUGCUGCCUCGAGGCUCAGGGUUUUAGCCAACAGUGGUUUGAGGUGCUGCCUCGAGGCUUAGGGUUUUAGCUGACAAUGGUUUGAGGUGCUGCCUCGAGGCUCAGGGUUUUAACCGACAAUGGUUUAAGGUGCUGCUUCCUGUUGAGCUGGUAGAGUUGAGUGCUGCGAGCGGU
Molecule: messenger RNA, 4050 nt
Organism: Closterium sp. NIES-67
Lineage: Eukaryota; Viridiplantae; Streptophyta; Zygnematophyceae; Desmidiales; Closteriaceae
Source: the annotation of a GenBank genome assembly